GACGGUUAGCAAUUUCUGUUGGAUUCCAAGUCUUUGCAAUGAAGCAGUAGCCGAUGCAGUAUUUAUGUUUGAAUACUUCAUGUGCCUUCAUAUGAAUGAAAAUAUUAAUUUAAGUAUGAGACCUUCCUAAGAAUAAAAAAAAAUGUCAAGUAGGGAAUUCAUUGCGGAAAGCGGUGAAUCAGAGCCAACUGGGACUCUACCAACACCAGCUACAGCUACAAAUGCGGCAAUCAGUAGGGCAUCACAAACACAGAUGAAAAGCGUAGAAACAGGAUCAAUAUCCCAACUUGCUUCUAGAAGAAAUAAACAAGGAUCGUUUUUGGCACCUGAUGCAGAAGGAAAAAAGAAGGGAAUUGAUAUGAUGUCUCGCCUUUAUGAUAGAGCAGAAGAUUCACUGGUGAUUAAAUCUGUCAGCAAAAGCAAAAUUACAAUGGAUGACGCAUCAAAUGAACUUACUGUUAAACCGAAGCCUCCUGAAAAGGGUGUUCCCAGACAUCGAACAACGUUUAGAACCACAUUCUUCAAAAAAGACCAUGAAAGAAAAAUUCUGAGAAAUAAAAAUAAGACGAUACAUAAGUAUUUUGAGAAGCAGAAUGUUGUAGACAUCGGUGCUGGAGAUCAUCAUGGAAAACACAGCCUUUCUGAAUCAGGAAAAGCUGAAAGUGAUGUGAUAUCCUUACCGAUUGAUAAUGAUGGUGAUACCAAGUCACAAUCUGAAGGAUCGGAAAUUGAAGUUGUCUGGGAACCAGUUACCACAGCAUCACAAAUGGGUCGCAAAUCUGGUACAUUGGAUGGACAAAACACUCAUAAAGGACCUCAUGAUCUUAGUCAUAUUUUAUCAAAAUUACGAGACAACAUGUAUGAUAAUAUCGAACCAGCAGACGAUGAUGUCAUAAAUCAUAUAAUCCGACUACGAUUAGCACUUAAUUGGAAGACAAUGCUUCCUAGACAUGGACCAGGUGUUAGGAGAGCAAUGAAGUUGACAAAUCACAAAAAUCCAUUGAAGGAACCAGUAUUUCUUCUACAAGAUGCCGGUGAAUAUGUUUAUGCAAUAGAAAGAUCAAAAUUUCUUGCUGGUGCAGGAAGAAGAACCAAUCCAUUCGAUUUACAAGUUGUUUCUGCAGAAACUGCACGGAAACGAGAUUGCUAUUAUUUGAUAACGGCUACUUCUGUUACGAAGAACAAAAAGAGUUCAGUUGAAGGUGUUUUGGAAACAGAGAUUACUCCUGUAAUCUGGUGGAUUUAUGAGCAACGUCUAUUUAACAUGAUUUGUGAUCUGCCCGUUUUUGUGAAGUUUCGUUUGUGGAAACAAUUUGUUUUAUGGAGAAAUAUCAUCAGAAAUCAGAAAACAUCUGGUUCAGGAUCUAUGCUACAGUGUCAACUAUUUCUUGCUGAAGAAACAUUACAAAAAUGUUUGGUCUCUGUUAGAAGUAUAUGUGAAGAUGCUUGUGGUAGCAGAGAUGGUUUUGGUAUUGGAGAGAAUGCGAUUCUCCUUAUUCAAUAUAAUAACAGACACACAUAUUCACUGGAUGAGUUUUGCGAUUUACAAAAUGAAAAAUGUUCAGAAGCAUCAACUCAAUUGGAAGAAUUGAGAAAAUCGAUUGCCGACAUGUGUUACCGUGCUUGUUCUAUUGUUGCUGAAAGAGACGGCAUUACAAAGGAUGUAAGACUAGGAAAAGUUGAAAGAAGAAAAUACACAACUAGACUUACAGUGGAAGAAGAUACUGGACCAACAUUCGCACAACUUGCAUCUUGGAGGCAAAUUCUAUCUCGUUUAAAGCAAUUUAUUCGUCAUGUUGAUAAUAUUUUGUUGGAAACAUUACAUCGACUUAUACAAACAGCUGUGAGGAGUUUUCUUGCUUUCGUUUCUUCAUCAGUCAACUACAAACAAGACGAUGGGAAAGAAAAUAUUUCUUCUGAUAUAAAUAUGCUGCAAGAAGUCGCAGCACUAUAUAGUAAAGUAACAAACUAUGGUCAAAUAAAAGGUCACCAAUCAAUGCUUCACUUGCGUCGGAUUGUCACUGGAGUUGAAGCUCGUAAAGUUGAGGAACCGACAGCUAAAAUAGUUCAUGAAACACAUGAUGAAGAGCAGAGUGAAGAUUCAUCAAUGAAUAAAUAUAGUCCUCGACAAACUGAAAGUAUCGUGACAUCGGAAUCUGAGGAAACAGAUACAAAAACAAUAGAGCAGAUAGAAAGAGAAAAAGAACUUGAUACUUUACCGCAUUCAGUGUUUUUGAUUAAACUGGAAUUAAGUAUUGGCGGUUCAACAUCAUUUAGCCGACCUAGUAGUGCAAGUUCAAGAUCUAGCAAAAGAAGGGCCAUUACGAGACGAGCAUCAUUUAUUGCCAAUCAGGAGUUGGCUAAGAAAGAUGAAGCUGAAGCAAUCCGUGAUCGACGUGGUAAAAGAGUUUCUUUUCCAAACCUUGAAGCUUACUCAGAUGAUGAUUUUGAUGAUGCUGAUGUAAGAUCUGGUACAAGAGAUGAUGUUUCUGAAUAUGACUCACAGAGUCAAGCAAGCAGUUCAUCUCGUAGAAUGUCGAAACAACUUGAUGGGAAACCUCGUGUUGUUUUGUCUCCGACAAAAGAUGAAUUCGAAAGAUCAAUUCAAGAUUUACUCGAUACUUUUGAAAGCGUAGUAGCUGGGUUUCAAGCAAUGUCUCGUGAACCAUCGUUAUAUGAAUUCACAAGAGCACCUGCUUUCGAUCUUCGACUUAAUAUUGACGAUGAAGAGGAUGCAAUGGAAGAAGAAACUAGACGACCAUGGCCUGAUCUUGAUUUAUUACUUGGUGGAGAUGAAGAAUAUGUCAACAAUGUUGAAAUUAUGAUGAACCAUCUUGACAACACUGUGGAUUUAGUUGAUGAAUAUUCAAAAAAAUAUGGAAAGUAUUGUGAAAUGGUUGAACAUUCUCGUGCUGUAGAUGUUAAUGCAUCAUUGGAAGAAUAUGAAUGGGGUCCAGAUGAAUUCUCUGCGAUUCUAUCUCGUCAUACUGAUAUGCUUUAUGAUAUGAAAUUAAUGGAACCACGAAGACGUAUUGGAAUGUUGCAUGUUGAUAUUAAACCAUUUUUUCAUGCAUGUUUGCCAUUUCCACAGGGUGUUGUUGACACCGUACAUGAACGCCUUCCUGGUAUUGCGGUUCAUAGAAAUGAAGAAUUACUUCGAGUCAUCAGAGCUGCAUGUCGGAAGUUAGAUUCUGAACCUGCAUCUGUUGAACAAUUUGUUGAACACCUGACGUUUCUCGCUCGUCUUGAAACUGAAAUGACUACACUGGAAAAAGAGUUUGCUGUUGUUAAUCGAUUGUUUGCUAUAAUGCGACAAUAUUCUGUAGAACUUGAUCCUGAAGACACAGCACUUUAUCAAACAUUGGUACCAACUUUUCAACAUCUUAAGUCUACUGUUUUGUUCUGUCAAGCAAGAAAAGAUGAAAAUAUUCUGAGAUUCAGUACUGAUCUUGAUCAGCACAUACAUGAUCUCAGAUAUCAGUUGUUUGAAAUUAAGAAUAAAGUUGCUUCACCACAGCUUCUGAAUGCUGACCUUCUGUCUGUUGUUGCCUUGGAAACUUUGAAAUUAUUGAUGGAAGAAGUUGCAAAUUUGACCUUGAAAGCAAAGAGUUAUGCAAAUUAUCAGGAUAGAUUUGGUUCAUCAUAUUCGCAUAAAGGAAAAAAUAUGUACUCUGUCGAAGCAUUAUUGGCUGAUACAUCAAUGAGUAGUGUGAGUGCUCAGCAAGUACAAGCUGAAUUAUCUGAAGUUGAAAGAGAUUUAACUCUGAGAAAAUUACUCUGGGAAUCUCAAGAUGAGUGGGCUAGACUUCUAGAUGAGUGGAAAUCGACACCAUUUCGCAAGUUGAAUGUGGAUUCCUUGCAGAAGAAUGUGAAUCGUUUCACUCAAAGUGUAUUCAUGUUGGAAAAAGGUCUUCCACAUAAUGAGAUACUUCCCAAAGUCAAGCAAUCUGUAUUUGACUUCAAACUUGGUGUUCCUGUGAUUACUGCAUUACAUAAUCCUUGUCUCAAGCAAAGACAUUGGGAUCAGAUUCAAUAUGCAGUUGGAAGAUCCAUUAUCAGAAAUGCAGAUUUUACUCUGGGAAACUUCUUGGAACUCAGAAUUUUCCAACAUCGUGAUUUAAUUUCUGAAAUCUCAACCCAAGCAUCUAAUGAAUCAACAUUAGAAAAUAUGCUUUCAAAAUUGAUUGACUUAUGGCAUCACACUGAUUUCAAGCUUGUCUCACAUCAGUCUGGCGCACACACUGUCAUGAUUAUCACUGCAGCUGAUGAUGUCAUAACAUUACUCGAGGAAAGUCAAGUUACCAUAAGUACAAUUAAAGGUUCAAGAUAUGUCACUCCUAUAAAGACUCAAGUUGAAGAUUGGGACAGGCGUCUUGGAUUGUUUUCCCAUACUCUUGAUGAAUGGAUGCAAUGUCAACGUAAUUGGUUGUAUCUUGAAGCAAUCUUUACAACUGCUGAUAUUCAAAGACAAUUACAAAGUGAAUCUCAACUAUUUAAUCAGGUUGAUCGUUCGUGGAAGGAAUUAAUGCGAAGAGUUGAAGAUCAUCCUAAUGCAUUACGAGCUGCAACUGCUCCCGGUGUUUUCGAAACAUUGCAAUCUAGCAACUCGCAUUUGGAAAAAAUACAUAAAAGCCUUGAGGAUUACUUGGAAAUGAAGCGUCUUUCCUUUCCUCGUUUCUACUUUCUCAGUAACGAUGAACUUCUUGAUGUUCUUGCGCAAGGUCGAACUCCAUCAGCCAUUCAACCUCAUCUUGGCAAAUGUUUUGCCAACAUAAGAAGACUUGAUAUUCGACAAAGUGCAAAAUCUGGUGAAGGUCUGAAUGUACGUGCAAGAGGUCCAGUUGAGCAAUGGCUCCAAAAUGUUGAGACAGCAAUGUAUGAUACUGUGAAAAAACAUUUGAAAAGUGGAUUAUUAACUUGGUCUGCUGAAUUAUCUGCUCUCAAUGAAUGGGUUCUUCAGCAUCCUGGACAAGUUGUAUUGACUGUGGCUCAAAUAAUGUUCAACAAGAGUGUUGUAUCUGCUUUAAACUCAGAUGAUUGUCAGAAGAAUAUGACUGAUAUUUACUAUGGAUUCCUUGAUUCUUUGGAAGUUUUAUCAGGAUUAGUCUCUGAGCAACAGAUUCCUCCACAUCAGUAUCAGAUGAUGGAGGCACUCAUCAUUAUUUAUGUUCAUUCUCGUGAUAUCAUCAAACAAAUGAUUCACGAUGAAGUUUCUAGAGUUGAUGAUUUUGAAUGGAAAAGACAACUUCGUUAUGAAUGGCAAGAAGCUACAAGUUCAUGUCAUUUAUUACAAGCAGAUGCAAAAUUUCAUUAUGGUUAUGAAUAUCUUGGUUGUGCACCAAGACUUGUUAUUACGCCUUUAACUGAUCGAUGUUUUCUAACAUUGACUGGGGCCCUCAGUCUCCAUCUUGGGGGAUCACCCGCUGGCCCAGCAGGAACUGGAAAAUCAGAAUCAGUAAAAGACCUCGCAAAGGUGCUGGGUAAACAAUGUGUUGUCUUCAAUUGUUCAGAAGGAUUGGAUUACAAGAUGAUGGGACAGUUUUUCAGUGGUUUGGCACAAUCUGGUUCAUGGUGUUGCUUUGAUGAAUUCAACAGAAUCGAUGUUGAAGUGUUGAGUGUUAUUGCUUCACAAGUUCACACUAUAAAAUCUGCAAAGGAUGCCGAAGCACUGAGAUUCAUGUUUGAAGGUCGUGAAAUACGACUUAAUCACUCCUGUGGAUUCUUCAUCACUAUGAAUCCUGGUUAUAGAGGAAGAGUUGAAUUACCUGACAACUUGAAAUCACUCUUCAGACCAGUAGCUAUGAUGGUGCCAGAUUAUGCUUUGAUUGCAGAAAUUAUUCUUUAUUCUGAAGGAUUUCAUGAAGCCAAAGUUUUGUCACGUAAAAUUGUUAACCUGUAUCAUCUGGCAAGCAAGCAAUUAUCUCAACAGGAUCAUUAUGACUUUGGUAUGAGAGCAAUAAAAUCAGUGUUGAUCAUGGCUGGACAGAAGAAAAGAAUUGUAGCUUUCAACAGAAAUUUAAGCAGAAUAGAAGAUGAUGAAAGUAUAUCGUCUGAAAUUAGAGCUGAUGAAGAGGAAGCAAGAAAAAAGAAAAUAUCGGAGCAGGAAUCCUAUAUAUUGAUUCAUGCUUUACGUGAUGCAAAUCUACCUAAAUUUUUAGCAGAAGACGUUCCGUUAUUUGAAAGCAUUAUGUUCGAUUUAUUCCCAGGUGUGGAACCUCCGAGCAUGGAUAAUAAACUGCUUGAGCAAGCCAUUGACAAUGUGGUUGGUGAAUUAGGAACCGAGAAAUGGCCAAAUCAAAUCCAGAAAGUUAUACAAUUGCAUAGUCAAUUACUUGUUCGACAUGGUGUGAUGCUUGUUGGACCGUCAGGAGGUGGAAAAACUACAGUUCGAAACAUAUUACAAAAAGCUCUGGGUAUAUUACCGACACUAGCUCCAGGAUACCAUGUCAGUGAUGAGAAAAACACUCGACGAAAACGUAACAUUGAAAGUUAUUGUCUCAAUCCAAAAUGCAUGCAACUAGGAGAAUUAUAUGGACAAACUGAUCCUAAUACAUUGGAAUGGUCAGAUGGACUUCUUGCACAUUUUGUCAGAAAGAUUGCUAAGGAAAUGUCAGGAAAUAAGGAAUCAGAAGAAAGACCUCCAACAUCUGUAUCAUUCCACGAACAUGCAGCAAGUCCAAGUGAUGCAAGUCGUGCAAGUUCUGCUACUCACAGUUCUGUUAUAACUGAACCACCAAAACCACCAAGCCGUUUAGAAGAUCUCAAUGAUCCAACUCAAUAUCCAGAAUGGAGAUGGAUUAUAUUGGAUGGCCCUGUUGAUACAAUGUGGGUAGAAAAUCUCAACACUGUAUUAGAUGACACAAAGACCUUAUGUCUGGCAAAUGGAGAACGAAUUCCUAUGUCUGACGGAAUUCGUCUUUUGUUUGAAGUUGAUGACCUAUCCCAGGCAAGUCCAGCAACCAUUAGCAGAUGUGCCAUGGUUUAUCUUGAUCCAGUUGAUUUGGGAUGGCGUCCAUACGUUACAUCUUGGCUUUCACACUUACCAAAAGGAUUUCCACAGUAUGGCAAAAAGCACUUGUUGUCUAUGUUUGAAUUGAGUGUUGAUGCUGGACUUCAGCUUGUCAAAAGACGACGAAAACUUCAACAUCUACCUGUUCCUAGCACAAGCUUGAUAUCUAGUUUAUGCAAAUUACUUCAGGAUUUUAUUUUUUUCAUGGAAACUAAUGGGGGAUUUGGUGAACCUGAUGAGGAGGAACAGAAAGACGAUGAUUCUGCCAAUGUUUCAAGAUCACGUUCAUCAUCAAAAAAUAUUCAUAAAGUCAAAAUUUCUCAAGACAUUAUUGAAAAGAAGAAGGGUGAUAAAUGGUUUAUGGAAAAACAUCCUGAUAAAUUGAAUGUUCUGAUCGGAAAACUUUAUGUAUUUGCAUUUACAUGGAGUAUUGGGGGAACUCUUAACAGGGAAGAUGAUCAAGAAGAUGACACUUUGAUAAGCAGUACUGUGAUUGGUCGAGAUGAAAUGUUGAUUAAUAUGAGUUAUGAUUUUGAUCAUUUUGUUCAUGAAACUUUCGAAGGGGAACCUCCACUUGGUGUAAACUUUCCAUCUGGAAGUCGUUCCAUUUUCUCAUACUUUGUAGACAUGCAGACUGGACAUUUCACUCCUUGGGAAGAUCUUGUUCCCGAGACUAAAUCCUUGAUUGCAAGAGGAUUGACAUAUUCAAUGGUUAAUGAAACGAUGGGUUUAUAUUCUGAUCAUAAGAAAUCUCCGGCUACUGAUACAUUGUCUACUCUUGUUCCCACUACUGAUACAAUUCGAUAUUCAUUCUUGUCGGCUCUUUUGCUUUUGAACAAACAACCUGUGUUGCUGACUGGUGAUAGUGGAGUUGGGAAAACUGCUCUUCUACAGAAUCUGUUGAAUAGAUUGAACAAACCAAAUGGAAUGGGUACUCAGCCUGGAACUGUUCUUGGUGAAAUAUUCCACAAUGCAGAUAAAGCAUCAACUAUUUUACAAAAUAUUGCAAAUCUUGGAUUAAUAGAAGUGAAACCAUCUGUGUCAUCUGACACUCAACUAGAGAUUCCUGGUCUUACUGGUUCACAGCAAUCUAAAGCAAAAUCUGGCAACUUGGUUGUGAGCACAAUACAAUUCAGUGCUCAGACUGUUCCUUCAAGACCUCAGGCUCAAAUCCUGCACAAACUAGUGAAAAGAGGUCGAGAAACAGUUGGUCCACCUCGAGGAAAGCGAGCGAUUGCAUUUAUCAAUGAUUUGAAUAUGCCGACACCUGAAAAAUAUGGAGCUCAACCUCCUCUCGAAUUACUGAGACAAUUUUUGGAGCUUGGUGGAUUUUAUGAUCUGAAGCGUUUGUCCUGGAAAAAUGUGAUUGAUGUUACAAUUGCUGCAUCUGCAGCACCACCUGGUGGAGGAAGAAAUGUGAUCAGUGCUCGAUUAUUGAAACAUUUCACAGUACUUGCAAUUCCUCAACCUUCUACUAGAUCAAUGCAGCAUAUAUAUCAAGUACAACUAGGACGUUUCAUGGAAAGUCGUGAUUUCAUGCCAGAAGUAAAAGAAUGCAGAUCACAACUAGUCAGUGCUGCAAUUGCUGUUUAUUAUAAAAUGUGUAAUGGAAUGUUGCCGACACCUGAUAAAUCUCAUUAUACAUUUAAUCUGAGAGAUCUUUCAGCAAUUAUAAAAGGAGUUUUGCAGGCUAAUGAAACUGUGGUUGUAUCACGAGAAACAAUUGCUCAUUUAUUUGCUCACGAAGCAACUCGGGUGUUUCAUGAUAGAUUGAUUGAUCAACAGGAUAGAAAAACAUUUUUCAAUUUCCUAUCUGAUGACUUACACAACUAUUUCAAGAUAACAAUAACUGCUGAGAAAUUGGAGUCAGAACCAUUGAUAUUUGGUGAUUUUCUUGAUAUGAAUGUACCUGUUGCAUCUCGUAUAUAUCGACAUCUACCAGAUCGUAGAAUGUUAAAUACAUUACUAAUGGAAUAUUAUAUGAGAAUCAGUGCUGGGAACAUAAAAGCCGCACCAUUAGUAUUUUUCAAUGAAGCAGUUGGUCAUAUCAUCAGAGCUUCUAGAAUUUUCCGACAGCCUGGUGGUCAUGCAUUGUUGGUUGGUAUUGAUGGUACUGGUAAAGUUACAACUUGUAAAUUAUCAAGUCAAAUCGCCGGAUGUGAGCUGUACAGAUUAUCAGUUGUUCGAGGAUAUUCAUAUAAUGACUUCCGUGAAGAAUUAAAGAAAGUUUUCAGAAUGACUGGUGUUCAUAAUAGUCCUACUGUAUUUUUAUUAACUGACUCAGACAUUGUCAACGAAACUAUAUUGGAAGACAUUAAUUGUAUCCUGAAUACAGGAGAAGAUCCAGAUCUUUUUGACGGAGAAGAACUAGAUACAAUAUUAAUGGAUAUAAAACAGGCAGCAGUUGAAGCUGAUAUACCAGAUACACAAACUGCUGUCUAUAGAUUUUUCCUUGAUAGAGUUCGUAACAAUCUACAUGUUGCGUUAACUUUGAGUCCUGUCGGAUCUUCUUUCAGACAAAGAUGUCGUACUCAUCCUGCUCUCGUAAAUUGUUGUACUAUCGACUGGUUUGAUAGAUGGCCAAGUGAAGCAUUGAUAAGUGUUGCUCAAGCUUAUUUUACUCGCGAAAGUAUGGAAUUGGAAAGAUGGGAAUCUGAAACACCUGAUCAUGAUUCUCCAAUUGAACAGAAAAUAUCAAAAUCAUCAUCGAGAGUGUCAUCCGCAGCAGUUUUGACUCCAACAUUACUAGAUAGAAUUGCAUCAGUAUGUGUGAAAGUUCAUGCAAGUGCUACAAAAGCUGGCAAAAGAUUUUGGGAUGAAAUGAGAAGAUAUUAUUACACUACUCCUAGCAGCUACCUGGAGUUCAUACAGGUUUUCACCAAAAUGCUUUCGGAAAACAGAAAGGAAUUUGACAACAGUUUACAUCGACUCAAUGUCGGUUUAACAAGAUUAUCGGAAGCAAAAUCAAUGGUUGGAAGUAUGCAACAAGAACUUGUGGAACUUGGUCCAAAAAUUGAACAAAAAGCAAUGGAUACUGAAAAACUAAUGGCCCAACUCAAAAAGGAUACAGAAGCUGUAAAUCAGGUUCGAGAAAUUGUCAAAAAUGAAGAACAAAUUAUGGCUCGAGAAACUCAAAUUGUUCAAGAGUAUGCAGAACAAGCAACUAGAGAUCUUCAGUCUGUUUUGCCUGCUCUUCAGGAAGCAGUUACUGCUCUGGAUGCACUUGAUAAAUCAGACAUUGCUGAAAUUCGAGUUUAUCAGAAACCACCAGAACUUGUUGCCACUGUAAUGAAUGCUGUCUGCAUACUAUUGCAAGAAAAACCAGAUUGGCAAACAGCAAAAAAACUACUGGCUGACCAAGGAUUUUUACGGCGAUUAAUUAUGCUGGACAGAGAUGGUUUGCCUGAUCGUACAUUUGCAAGGCUUAGAAAAGUGACAAAGAAUCCGGAUUUUACUCCUGAAAAAGUUGGAAUGGUUUCAUCAGCCUGCAUGUCAAUAUGUACUUGGGUUAUGGCAUUACAACAUUAUAACGAUGUACAAAGAAUGGUCGAACCCAAACAACGUAGAGUAAAAGAGGCAAGAGAAGCUUUGCAAAUUGCUGAAGCAAAUUUAAAGGAUAAGCAGGCUAGUUUGACAAAAAUCAAAUCUCAUCUUGAUAAAUUGAGAAAACGUUUUGAAGAAAAUGUGCAAGAACAAGAACGAUUGAAAGAACGUAAAAUUGUUACUGCACAAAGAUUGAGACGGGCUUCUGUUUUAAUCAACGCGCUUGCUGAUGAGGAGGUUCGUUGGCAUAAUUCUGUUGAAGAUCUAGAAGAGAGAUUGAAAGGAUUGGUUGGUGAUACCAUAGUUUCUGCUGCAGCUAUUGGAUAUCUUGGUGCCUUCACAUCAUCGUACAGACGACAUCUUAUAUCAAAAUGGCUUGAUGCUUGCACCAAAUCAAAAAUCGUUAUUUCUAAAGAUUUUAAUCUCAUUGAUGCCAUGGCACAUAAGAACAAGAUACGUCAAUGGCAUAGUGAAGGUCUUCCAAGAGAUUUUCAUUCAAUUGAAAAUGCAAUUAUUAUCAAGAAAGCACAUCGAUGGCCAUUGAUAAUUGAUCCACAAGGACAGGCAAUACAAUGGAUCAAGAAAAUGGAAGGGGAAAGAUUACGUGUUGUAUAUGCUGGUGAUACUAAUUACACAAAGAUAAUUGAAAAUGCGAUUCGAGUUGGGGAACCAGUAUUACUUCAUGAUGUUGAUGAAAAUAUUGAUCCCGGUUUAAAACCAGUACUGCAAUGUGAACUCAUUCAUAGAGCUGGACAAGAUUACAUCAUGCUUGGUGAUUCAGAAAUUAGUUACAACCACAACUUUCGAUUAUACAUGACAACAGGAAAACCAAACCCACAUUUUCUACCUGCUGUUUGUAUCAUGGUCACAAUAAUCAAUUUCACUGUUACAUUUGAAGGAUUGCAGGAUCAACUUUUAUCAAGUGUAGUUAUGCAAGAACGUCCUCAUCUUGAAACACUGAGAGAUAAUUUAUUAGAAAGUAUUGCAAAAGAUCUUGGAAUGUUGAGAGAGCUUGAAGACAAAGCUUUGAAUCUAUUGCAGAAACAACAAGGCCACAUUCUAGAUGAUGAAGACUUGAUGUCAACAUUAAAGCAAAGUAAAAUAACAUCUGGAGAAGUUUCUCAACGUCUCAAACAAGCUGAAGAAAAUGAACGAAGAAUAAGUCAUGCAAGAAGUCGUUAUCUUCCUGUUGCUACUCGUGGUGCUGUGCUCCAAUUUGUAUUGGCUGAUCUAGAAAUUUUAAAUCCAAUGUAUCAAUUCUCUCUCAGUUGGUUUAUUAAGAUGUUUGAACAAUGCAUUGCUCAUGCUCAUGACACGACUAAUUCAUCUCAACCUUCGUCUCGUCGAAGUUCCAGACCUUUGAGUGGAACAUUGAGACCUCAACAAGUACGAGAUAGUCCUGAUUUACUGAAGAAUCAAAACAUUGUUGAAGAGAAUGAUGAUCAAUUACCAGAAACCUUACAAGUGAUGAUUGAUAUUCUCACUGAAGGUGUCUAUAGAGUUGUAUCAUACAGUUUAUUCAACAUUCAUCAAUUAUCAUUUUCCUUCCUCAUAUGUGCUGCGAUCAUGAGAAAUAAUGCGAUACAUAAAGAUGUUUGGAGAAACUUGGGACAACUAGAUGAUGUAACAUGGCAAGCUUUUCUGCAUACUCCCGCACUUGCCAGUAUGAUCAGCGAUGAUGUGAUGGAAAAAUAUGAUGGCUUGACUUCGAUGCAAAGACUUGAGAUGAAAGCAGGUAUAUCAUCUCCUUCUGUUGCUACAAGUCAUCCACCUUCAUCUAAUCAUUCUGGAAGCAGAAGAUCGAGUAAAGAUGAAGCCGUUGUUGCUGAGGAGGUAGCAGACCAGGAAGAUGAGGAAGUUGCAAACAUGUUGAAAGCAGCUUUAACAAAUGUUGCUCGUGGUGUUCCUCCUGUUGAUUGGAUAUCAUCUGCAAUCUGGCAACAAUGCAAAUAUCUUGCUUGGAAAAUUGAAGAAUUUCAAACUUUAUGUCUUAGUAUAGUAAAUCGUCCUGAUCAAUGGAAUGCUUUCCAGAAAUCUUCUGAUGUUCUAAUGCUAAUGUCAGUUCCAUUUGUUCCUGCUGCAAGUGGAAGAUCAUCAGUCUCUGGAUCAACUUCCACAUCUCGACCACAAUCUGCAAAAGUUGAACAAUAUAUUUUUCCAUGGGAGAGAAUUACGACAUUUCAAAGAUUGAUGCUUGUGAAAGUCUUGCGACCAGAUAUGUUGAUGUCCAGUAUGAGACAAUUUGUUAUUGAGAGUGUUGGUAGUAAAUUCGUGAUGGGUGGAAAGAUUGAUCUAACUGAAAUAUACAAAGAAACAAAUUCAAGAUCUCCAAUAAUCUUCAUACUUUCUCCCGGAACUGAUCCAUCUGGUCAAUUGUUACGUUUUGCUAAAGAAAUGCGAGGUUCAACUCUGCAUGUUGAUAUGGUUUCAUUAGGCCGAGGACAAGGCCCUAAAGCAGAGGAAUUAAUCCAUAAAGCUCAGAUAUUAAAGGGAAGAUGGGUGUUCCUACAAAAUUGUCAUUUGGCUGCUUCUUUCAUGCCUCGUUUACAGGCGAUUGUUGAUGAUUUAAGUCGACCUAAUUCAGAAGUGGAUUCACAAUUUCGUUUAUGGCUGAGUUCAAAACCUGACGCUUCAUUUCCUGUACCUAUAUUGCAGAAAGGAUUGAAGAUUACUGUUGAACCACCUCAAGGCUUGAGAGCUAAUUUAAUGGCGUCGUUUAGUGCGGCAGGUACUGGGGAAGUCACUAAAGAUCUUUUUGAUACUGGUGGUACACGUCUUGUUCGGCCUGGCGUCAGUGUUACUGAAGAGAAACUUGAGUGGAAAAAUAGGUCUUGGAAAAAACUCGUUUUUGCUCUUUGUUUCUUCAAUGCUGUCGCUCAUGAGAGAAAAAAAUAUGAUGCACUGGGAUUCAAUCUUCCCUAUGAAUUCACAUCUUCGGACUUAGAGGUAUCUUUAUUAAUGCUUCAACAACUGAUGAUUGACUCUGAUGACAUACCAUGGCCUGCGCUGAGAUAUUUAACGGGUGAAGUUGUUUAUGGUGGACGAGUUACUGAUCAUUGGGACAGAAGAUGUCUUGAUUCAACUUUAAGAAAAUUUUAUUGUGAAAAUUUGAAAGACAGUAAUUAUACAUAUUCAGAAGAUGGUGUUUAUAAACCUGUUGAUGGUGACAUCACUUUUGCUGAGGUUCAAGAGUAUUUAGAACAACUACCAUUAGUAGACUCACCAGAUGUAUUUGGUAUGCAUGAUAAUGCUGAACGUGCCCAUCUUGAAUCUGAAGCUAAAAGAAUUAUUGAAGUUAUCAUAGAUGUUCAACCUAGACUUGCAACUGCAAAGUUAAUUGGAUCUGGUCGUACAAAUGAUGAAAUAGUCAUGGAUUUAGCAAAUGACAUUCAAAAACAGCUACCGAUUACGGUUGAGAUCGACGAUGCAGUUUUAGAUGAUUUAGAUAUUUUAGGAGGAAAACAAGAUGACGAAAUGAAAAUGACAUUGGAAAAAAUUAUGAGCGGACAUAUAUGGAAAUCUUUGAUUACAAAAACAAACCAAGAAAUGAAAGAAGGAGAAUCCUAUCAUCCUCUUGUUCAUUCUGCAUUAUUGACUGUUCUUCGCCAAGAAAUUGAUAGAUUCGAUCGUUUAUUGAGAGUUAUUCAUUUCAAUAUACGAUCAUUGAUGAGAGCAAUAAAAGGAGAAAUUGUAAUGUCAGAAGCAUUAGAGAAAACUCAUGCUUCUCUAUUAAUGCACAAGGUUCCAACUCAAUGGCAAGAAGCUGCAUACGAAUCUUGUAAAAUGUUGGGAUCAUGGGUUGCUGAUUUAACACAUCGAAUCGAUUUUUUUGCAACUUGGUCAGAACUUGUUAUACAUGCAAUAGAGACCAAGGUUGGAAUUGCAUUAGCAAGUGGAGGUCCGACUCCUUCAUCUCAGCGAUCAAAAUCACAAACUCCUGCUGAACAUCGACCCUCCAUUUCUAACUCAUCUACGGAAGAUGAAAUUCUGUAUCAACCAAAGAGUUUCUGGUUAUCUGCUUUCUUUUUCCCGCAAGGUUUUUUGACUGGAGUUCUGCAAAAUUAUGCAAGAAAGUAUCUAAUAUCAGUUGAUUCUUUGGCAUUUCAAUUUCAUGUGUUUGAUGUUGGACAAGAUGAUGACAUAAUUGAUGCAAAGAAAAAGCUACAAGUUUUAGAUCUUGCUUUUGGUAUCAGUCAAACAAACGCAGUUGAAGAUGGUGUGAAAGUGUUUGGUUUAUAUUUGGAUGGUGCAAGAUGGGAUCCUGAGAUUAAAUUACUUGUCGAUUCCCUACCUGGAAUUCGCCACUUCAGGAUGCCAGAAAUACAUUUUCUUCCUGUACCAUCUGUUCAAAAUGACGAAGUAUCUGGGAAACCAACAUCUCAUGAUGACAGACCAACAACCGGUGGAAGCAAAAGUUCAACAUCAGAGAAAAAAGAAGACUUGUUGGACCAAUCUUUUGGCCAUAUGUAUGAAUGUCCUUUGUAUCGAACAUCUACUCGUGCUGGUACUCUGUCAUCAACCGGUCAUUCAACCAACUUUGUCAGUGCUGUUUCGCUGCCAUCUCAUUUGGAACCAGAUCACUGGAUUCUCAGAGGAGCAGCAUUGCUUUGUCAACUCGACGAAUAGUAACUUCGUUUGUUGUUCACGGUUUUUGUGUUGUAUAUAUUCUUCGUAUUUUUCUACAUUGAAAUUUCUACACAUAAAGAAAGCUUCCAUUAUUACAGGGUAAUAUGGCGAACAAUUUACCCUCCAGAGCAAAUACUCGAUUUUGCUUUCGUUAUAAAUAUGUAUGAAUUUGGCUUGCACGUAAUCUACAAAAAUCAAUUCCGUAAUUACGACAAAAUAGCUUUCGUAUUGACACCUAAUCGCGAUAGUUUCACUUACAUUACACUUCAACAAUCUCUUCCUCAUAAAAUAAGGAAUGAGACCAAGCGUGUCGCAAGCAUCAUGCCAGAUUUAAAUUAUGACUGAUGAGGAUAUAUUGGGCGAACCAAAUGAAACAAUCUGCCAAAAAAUGGGCAACGACAAACGAAGCGAGCAUAACUUUAGUCUUCAAUAUUGACAAGUACGCAUUGGGUAUGAAAUUUCGACAUUACGACUUUUGAAUUACAUUUUUAACAUCAUAAAGUAGGAACAAACAACUUCAGGCAAGUGAUAAGCGGGGUUUGACAAGUAAUUAUUUCGAGCCACUGUUUUAAACCAGGGCGCUGCCAGGAUUUUCAAAAGGUCGACGUUCGAAUGAGAAAUCUGAAAUUCCAUGAAACAGUCUCGGUUAUGCUACUCUCUCGAUUAUGCUACUCGUAAAAAUAGCCAACUUUUUUAG
Styela clava is the source of this 15875-nucleotide messenger RNA. NCBI's taxonomy places the organism in Eukaryota, Metazoa, Chordata, Ascidiacea, Stolidobranchia, Styelidae. The record is from RefSeq and is a predicted model, not a curated record.